AUGACACCAUCAACUGUCUUGGCCAACUUGCGCAUCGACGCCAUGUUCUAUCAACUCGAUGGGCUAGUGGAUCAAUGUGACGAGUUCACAAAGUCUCAGUCUAGGGUGUCGUCUCUCCCUAGCCGCUACUUGAUUGUUGGCACCCAGUAUAAGCAUGCAGAAAUCGAAGACAUUGAAACGCAAAUGUCAACGGCCAUGAUUGGCAGAGCAUGGCGAACAUGGGUGACAGAGGACGUACUACAGAAGGAACCUCUUUUAUCAAUAGAACGGCCUGAAUCUCGUACUGGAUUUAAUGCACUGCGCGAAGUGGCUGCGGUCGAGAGGUUCAUCCAGUCUCAAGUACCAGAUUUUGGUCCUUGGCGACUCGUAGGAUGGCACAUACAGAGACAGGUUGGAACAUGGGAAGUGAGCUCUCAAUUGAUGGUUGUUUUGGAGGAUACCAAGAAUCGGAAGCGAACCGAGCCUUUUGAGAGUAACUUGUGA
This is a messenger RNA of Rhizoctonia solani, 483 nucleotides long. Its product is annotated as The BTB (BR-C, ttk and bab)/POZ (Pox virus and Zinc finger) domain. Bases 1 to 483 code for a protein of 160 amino acids. NCBI's taxonomy places the organism in Eukaryota, Fungi, Basidiomycota, Agaricomycetes, Cantharellales, Ceratobasidiaceae. The record is from RefSeq and is a predicted model, not a curated record. The transcript has 2 exons.